This is a messenger RNA of Closterium sp. Yama58-4, 765 nucleotides long. NCBI's taxonomy places the organism in Eukaryota, Viridiplantae, Streptophyta, Zygnematophyceae, Desmidiales, Closteriaceae. The record is from the annotation of a GenBank genome assembly.
AUGGACGGCGAUAGCAGGGUCGGGGAGAAGAGUUUAGGGACGGGGAGAGUCCGGACGGGGAGAGCAGGGCCGGAGAGGGACGGGGAUAGUAGGGACAGUGUCACUUUGUUGCAGCACCGCGAGUGCGAGAGCGUGGCGUCGGGCGAAAUAGAUUCCGCAUUCAUCCCACCUCACAUCCACCCAUCUCCUCAUCCCUCCCACUCUCCAUUCCACUCCCCCCGUUCCUUUUCGCCUGUCCCUUUCCGCCCGUCCCUUUCCGCCCAUCCCUUUCCGCCCAUUCUGCAUGCCAUGCUCUCCCUAUCCUCCUCCCUGCAUAUUCGUUCAUGCAACGCCGCUUGUUGCACUCCAUCCGCCCCUGUUAUCCUUCCGCAACCUUCUCCCUCCUUUCAAUUUCCUUCUCUCUCCUCCGUUCUCCCUCUUUCUCCUCCUUUCCCCCUCCUUUCUCUUCCUUUCCUCCUCUCUCCUCUUUUUCGACUCAUUCCCCUCCCUUUCCUCAAUCCUAUCUCCCCUCCUUUCAUCUUCGUUUCUCCUUCCUUUCCCCUCCCCUUUCCCCCCCGUCACCCCUCCUUUCCAAACGCCCUUCUAAUCCCCAGCCUUUCUCUUCCGUUCACCCCCUUCCCUCUCCUUUUCCCCUCAUUUUCCCUGUCCUCUCCCUCCUCCCCCUCUCCUCUCGCUGUCUCUCCCCCUCUCCCUCUCCUCCUUCUCCCUCUCUCUCUCUCCCUGUCGUUCUCCCCCUCUCUCCCUCUCCUCUCCCUGUCUCUCUAA